AUGAUUUUGCCGGAAGUGGCCAUGCGAAUUGCUUCCAGUCUCCGUGAAUCAGAAUUCCCAAACCUUUUGCCAUGGGAGAUGUAUAGGUGUUGCUUGGUUUGUUUGGAAGUGAUUUUUUUUGCAUGGUCGAACGCGCUUUCUUAUUGGCUCAGACGUCCUCACGAAUCCAGCAUUGAUCGGUGGACACAAAGUCCCUCCAAAAAAGCAUCGGAAUCACGAAUGAUGGGGCUGCUUCGGCUUCGAUGCUUGUGGUUGUUGAUCUUUGGAGUUUAUGGAUCUCACUUCUCCACCAGAUCAGACUUACGAGCUGCGCUGCUCCAGUGGCACAAUGCGAACGAGGCCACCAAGUUGCAGCUGACCUCGUUGUGGGGAGCACCUGGUGAAUGGAACGUGUCAUCGGUGACCAACAUGAGUGGUCUUUUCAAGGACUUGGAUGUCUUCAAUGAGAAUAUCAGCGCAUGGGAUACUUCGAAGGUACUGGAUAUGAGUUCCAUGUUCCAUGGAGCCGCUGCAUUCAACAUGCCCAUCGGCAUGUGGAACACAUCAAGUGUGAAGACAAUGCACAAAAUGUUCUACAAGGCUUCCAGUUUCAAUGAGCCCAUCGGUGCUUGGGACACGUGCAAAGUGAGAAGCAUGAAGGGCAUGUUCUACAAUGCUGUGAAGUUCAACCAACCCAUUGGAUUCUGGAAAACCUCUGCAGUCACAGAUAUGUCGUUCAUGCUGUGUGGAGCCAGAUCCUUUGAUCAGCCGAUCGGUGCUUGGGACACAGGCAAUGUCAAGAACAUGAUGAACAUGUUCACACUGGCAGCGGUCUUCAACCAACCCAUUAAUUCGUGGAAUACCUCUGCUGUGACGAACAUGUCCGCAAUGUUCGUAGGAGCCGUGUCUUUCAACCGGCCCAUUGGUGGGUGGAACACCUCGCGGGUGAACAACAUGAGCUACAUGUUUGAACAAGCUGACACCUUCAAUCAGCCGUUGAAUCAUUGGGACACUAAGGCUGUUACGAGCUUCUCUGGCAUGUUCUUCCGUGCCAAAUCCUUCAACCAGCCCGUGGGAAUGUGGGAGACAUCAUCAGCCACAGACAUGAGAGAGAUGUUUGCUGGGGCCCAAAGUUUCGAUCAGUCCAUCUCAACAUGGAACUUGACAUCGAUCGCUGAUGCACAGGCUAUGGCCGAAGUUUUCACGGGUUCAGGCAUGUCCACAUGCAUGGUGAGUCGCAGUUCCCAAGCUUGGGGUUUGCCGCCUUACAGCAUUAGACAGACUUGGUCAUAUCAAUCCUGUGACAAAUGCCCUUGUCAAAGAACGAACUUGGCCUGCGUGGAUGAAGCCUGUCGACCAGUGAACUCCGCUUCAUUGAGCUGGGCCGAGGUGUCUGGGACGAUCGAAAUGCAAGUCUGA
Messenger RNA from Durusdinium trenchii, 1398 nucleotides. NCBI's taxonomy places the organism in Eukaryota, Dinophyceae, Suessiales, Symbiodiniaceae. The record is from the annotation of a GenBank genome assembly.